This is a messenger RNA of Camelus dromedarius (Arabian camel), 3691 nucleotides long. RefSeq names its product myelin protein zero like 3 (gene MPZL3). Gene Ontology annotation, cellular component: plasma membrane. The coding region runs from base 57 to 764 and encodes 235 amino acids. NCBI's taxonomy places the organism in Eukaryota, Metazoa, Chordata, Mammalia, Artiodactyla, Camelidae. The record is from RefSeq and is a predicted model, not a curated record. The transcript is spliced from 6 exons.
CUGUGUGGUUACCGGGAGCCGUAAACAGGUGUGCAAGCAUCUGGAGAGCUGUCGGGAUGCAGCAGAGCGGGGCGGCUGGAAGCCAUGGCUGCGCUCUGUGCCCACUGCUGGGCGUCCUGUUCUUCCAGGGUAUUUACAUCGUCCUUUCCCUGGAGAUUAAAGCGGAUGCCCAUGUCCGGGGGUAUGUUGGAGAAAACAUCAAGUUGAAAUGCACCUUCAAGUCGACUUCAUCUGUCACUGACAAACUCACCAUAGACUGGACAUAUCGACCUCCGAGCAGCAGUCGCACAGAAUCAAUUUUUCAUUAUCAGUCUUUCCAGUACCCAACCACAGCAGGCACAUUUCGGGAUCGAAUUUCCUGGGUUGGAGAUGUGUACAAAGGGGAUGCGUCCAUAAGCAUAAGCAACCCUACCAUAAAGGACAAUGGGACAUUCAGCUGUGCUGUGAAGAAUCCCCCAGAUGUGCACCAUAACAUUCCGGUGACAGAGCUGACAGUCACAGAAAGGGAUUUUGGCACCAUGCUCUCCUCCGUGGCCCUACUUUCCAUUCUGGUCUUCAUUCCCUCAGCUGUGGUGGUGGUUCUGCUGCUGGUGAGAAUGGGGAGGAAGUCUGCGGGGCUGAAGAAGAGAAGCAGGUCUGGCUAUAAGAAGUCGUCUAUUGAGGUUUCAGAUGACACUGACCAAGAGGAGGAGAAUGACUGCAUGGCUAAGCUUUGUGUCCGCUGUGCAGAGUGCCUGGAUUCAGAUUAUGAAGAGACAUAUUGAUGAAAGUCUGCAUGACAUACGAAGAGUCACCUAGUAACAGAAAACAGCCUGUUCCACUGGCAGCUAAAGCCUCUCAGAGAAGUGGAGCUGGACUGGACAGUAGUGAUGGAGGAUUCUGGAAGUCACCAGUAAAGACUUUAGGAGUCAUUAAUUUAUUGAAGAAAUGUUCUUUUUGUAUUUAUAAACUGCUCAAAAACUCUCAGAAGAGACUUGUAACUACCCCUUUUAAUAACUUAUACUCUAAUUGAAUGAAGAAUUUCUUGUCCUAUACAGGAAGAUGCCUUUUGUUUUGCCUUUGCUCUUGAAUGUAUUACAUGUUUUCGUCCAUUUAUUUAAAGGGAGAAUCCUAGAUGUUGGCCACACUGCUGAUGCCUCUCUCUCUCUCCCCCCACCCCUCCCUCUCUCCCUCUCUCUCUCUCUCUCUCUCUCUCUCUCUCUCUAUAUAUAUAUAUAUAUAUAUAUAUAUACAAAUGAAAUGAAGCUUGGGGCUUCCUGAUGUGCUCCCAGAUAAAAUGUUUGUUUGGGAUACGAAUUCUAUGAUUUUCAUCUGUGAGUUAGCAUACAGCAUAUACUCAUUGGUUUAAUUCUUAUCAUCCAAUGUGUUUGGGUGGCUUGGAGUGUAUAACCCCAAUAUUUUUAGAGUUGGUAGGAUCAGGAGUCAGUGGUUUGUUCUGACUGGGGUUUUGAAGUAUUAAAGUGCCAUCAGUUUACAAUUAAGAAAAGAAAUGAUAAGGUAGAAGGAUGCCUUUCUUUUGUCUUACUAGGUAGGUGCAGUCUGUAGUUUUACUUUCUUAGGGCUGACUGAGUUAUGGUUUUCUUCUCGGUUUUUCAGAUCAGCGAGGCGAGAAAAACUCUUCAAAAGAUUUUUAGUGGGGAUGUGUAGAAUGUUUUAUCAGUUAUUUGCAAUGAAAUCAUCUUUUAACCUGUGUUAUUCUUCAAAGCUUUUUGAUUUCUAAAAUGUGCCAAAUAUGACCAAAUUAAGGUAUUUACAAACUGUUUUUGCAUAAUAUUUGAGAUAAGGAAGUGAGGGUGUGCAUCACCUAUACUUCCUCCUUCUGUUCUCAUGAUACCUUCUAUCAACUUCCUCCAUUCUGCUACAGCAACUUAGUUCAAAUUUUAAUUUGCCUGGGGUUUUCUGUAAGCCAUUAGGAAAUAUGUAUGCCAUGUCAGGAACAGGUGACUGUGUAGUCUUCUGUAACAGAGUUUACUUCUUAAUGAUGAGAGACAGAAAUUAUCCUCUCCUCCUGUCUUUGAUUUCUCAACAGGAUGUUCCCUUUCCACCCUUCUUUGCUAGGUGGCUCAGGAGAUUUCCAUAUUAUAGCAUAAUAUACUGUAUGCUAUAAAAAAAUCACUUUUAUAUUUUUGCCAAGAUCUGUUUUUAAAAAUUUGGGUUAUUAGUUCUGUCUCAUAGGUUUGGUCUGGCCUCUUUUGUUAACAUAAUCCUUAGAUUGAAGAGUCUGGUUAAAGAGUCUGGUUAAUAGAUGUUAUGGUUUAUCUCUGGUCAAAUACGGAAGAAGCAGCAAAGGCACGAUUGACAGUUUAUAUUAACAGUGGUUAAAUCUCAUAGUCUUGGGCUUUUUGUUAAGUAUGUGGCUGUCUGGGGCCAAUCUAGUGAGACAAUCUGACACCUCAGCACAGAGAGGAAGACAACUGGAGCAAUGAGAGUAAAUAAUUUGGGCUCUAGGACUUGGAAGAUAGAGAUCUAAUUGUGAGCUAGACUUUUUGUGGGUCCUCAUUUCUCUAAGAGGUGACGUUACGAGAACCCAGGUAAAGCCCCAUCCCAGUAAAUGAAGAACCAGUUUUGUCUGGGUUUUCUUGUAAUUUCCUUUCAGGCAUGUGAUGAGGAUUAAUCCAGUGGGAUAUGUUUGUCACUUUAGGUAAAUGGUGCUAUGUGAAUACUUACUCGUGUUAUUUCAUAGCCUUGAUCGUGGUUUGACCCAGUCCCUUCCUUUUUGAAUGACUGAACAGUAGAAUCCUUCAGGGUAGCAGAGCAGGUUGAUCAUUUAGUCUCCUUCAUCGGCUUGUGGCCACAGCACCGUCUUAAGGCUGCUGUCAGUUAUCUUCUUCAUCCCUUACAUUGAGGUCUGGGUUACAGCUUUUUUCUUCUUUAAAGGAGCACAAAGCAGUGUUUGGACACCUUGCUUCUUUAAAGAUGGAAGGAAGAUAAAGUGUUGUUUUUUUUUUUUAACUUACUGUUUUAAUAUCUUCUAAGGUGCUAUCCUCUCUUUUUUCUUUUCACUGCUCCAUGAGUUCUUAUCACACUGUAUGGAGAGCAGCCUGGUCUAGAAAGGGAAUUUAAUUCUGAAAGCUUCAGCGGGGGUUAAAAGCCUUUCAGAAUUUUCCUUUGGCUGCCGAAGUCUUUGCUUGUGGUUCCGUUACUUGAUGAGUUUUUUGCAUUGAACUUUUAAUUCUGUUACCAAAUGUGAACUUAUAAAAUGCUUUCUGUUUCCGUGUGGCUGUUACCUCAGGCUUCUUGGGGGAACAUUUUAGUUUCCUGCCACUCUCAAACGGGGCUCUGGUGCUUCAUGAGGGAAUUUGUGUAGAAAAAAUUCUGGCAGCCAAAUCUUGACUCUGAAUGUUCUUUUGUGUCACUCAGUUAUGGUUCCAAAGGGGUGCUGUUAGAAGACCGGUAGAAAGUGGACCAAGACUUUCAUUUAAUUGCACAAUUCAAAACUUUGCUGCUAGAAGAGGCAGCUCCAUCGCUUUGACCCCAGUGCCCAACUACUAACAUGCAUUUUGCUGCCUUGUUUGUUUGUUUUGUAGGAGGGGGUGCACUACUGGGGCACGUGCACAGAGACUGUAACUCUUUUUUUUUUUUUUAACAUUUUUUAUUGAGUUAUAGUCAUUUUAGAAUGUUGUGUCGACACUGCAACUCUUGAUAUCAUUAUCACAUUGUAGGUAAUAAACUUCUUUGCACUUUCUGGCUA